AUGAAUUUCUCUGAACAGUUCACUGGAAGAUCUGAGCCUGGUAGGAAAGCCAACAGGACCAGCAACAACAAUACCAACUCGACAACCAAUGUGGCUACGGUUACCACUGAUGACUCAAACAGACCUGCUUGCGAUCGGUGCAAAGGGCAAAAAUUGAGGUGUAUCUGGGAGAAUGGCUCAAACACUUGCCGCAGGUGCACCCGUGCUCGGGCUGUCUGCCAACAGCCGCGACCUCGUCCUUUUGGUAGACCGCGCUGCUCUACCAAAAGUAAACACCAUGUCGCCCAAAAUCAAGCAAAUACCAAGAUAUGGGUAUCCAGUACCACUCAGCAGCCACAGGAGAAUGACGCUGAAAUGCCUAUGGCGACGUCCGACGAUCAUGAUCCCACUUCCUUUCUUUCUUCUACCGCUGUUGAUCUGCCUCGGUAUCUGGGAUUGGCUUCAUUCCCCACGGACCCCAGCUUGCAGAUAGCCAUCUCCCCGCCACAUGGCGUGCACGGCAAUUCUUUCAAUUUGGAGACAGGUCUGCUUGGGAAUUUUUCUGAUGCGCAAUUCAAGAAUCCUGCCACAUUUUAUCAGCCCCAAGGUUUCAUAAAUGCGGCUAAUCCAGCUACACCCGCGCCUGUGCCCGUGCCUGCAUCCGCACCUGUAUCUGCAGACGGCGCCUCUUUAUUUGAAUUCGACCCUGAUGAUAUAUCAGGAGAUUCAGAGCACAGCCACUGCCAUUGGCUGAAGCAGCUUGGAGAUCUCAAUGUUGCCAUAUACCAACAUCCCUUACACCCCAAGCCCGCUGGCGUGAGUACGCCUGGAGUUUCCACUGGCUUCUCCGCCGAACAAGUUAGCUUGUCUAGCCUUCAGAUCGGCCGACUUCUGCAUAUGACAUCCCGGCUCGGAAGACUGACUGAGGAAAUUGACUCGGCAGAUCAUGUACAACCCAAGAAUGAUGGGUCGGCUGAGUCUGAUUCCUUUGGGGGAAUCAAGCUGGCCAUAAAUGAUCGGUCGACUUUGUUCGUGGUCUUAAGUUGUUAUAAGAAACUUUUGCUCAAGCGUUAG
Messenger RNA from Penicillium crustosum, 1053 nucleotides. Its product is annotated as Zn(II)2Cys6 transcription factor domain-containing protein. Gene Ontology annotation, molecular function: DNA-binding transcription factor activity, RNA polymerase II-specific; zinc ion binding. The record is from RefSeq and is a predicted model, not a curated record. Bases 1 to 1053 code for a protein of 350 amino acids. The transcript is spliced from 3 exons. Gene Ontology annotation, biological process: regulation of DNA-templated transcription. Lineage: Eukaryota; Fungi; Ascomycota; Eurotiomycetes; Eurotiales; Aspergillaceae.